Messenger RNA from Trichoplusia ni (cabbage looper), 2385 nucleotides. RefSeq lists its product as uncharacterized. The transcript has 12 exons. The coding region runs from base 97 to 1893 and encodes 598 amino acids. NCBI's taxonomy places the organism in Eukaryota, Metazoa, Arthropoda, Insecta, Lepidoptera, Noctuidae. Gene Ontology annotation, molecular function: protein binding. The record is from RefSeq and is a predicted model, not a curated record.
GGUCACCUAGAUUCACAGAAAUUUGUUACUUGUGAAUACUCAAUGUAAUAAAACGAUUACGGUUGUCAAAGAAAGUCAGAAGGAUUUGUUGGGAGUAUGAAGAAAUUAGAGGAUGAUCGUCCAAUAUGUAACGCGGUGAACGUGUUUCGAGAACGCGGCAAUUACUUACAACGCCUGGAACUGUUUGAAAAGUCUCUACAAGCAUACAACGAAGCUCUGCGAUGGAAUAGUUCCGAUGUCCGUUCCCUGCUGGGUCGGAGUUUGGCGAGGGCGAAAUCAACACAUUACACCGGUGCUUUGGCAGAUGCGGCACAAGCGGCGGGAUUGGAGCCCCGAAAUUCCAGGGCUUUGCAAAUUCGAGCGCAGACUGAAUACGAAAAAUGUGCGUUUGAACGUGCUCUAGUGCUGGCUCAUAGAGGGCAGAGAAUAAGGAGGUUCCCACCCGACUUCGCCGAAUGUGCCAGAUGUGCUGAGGAAACGGUCAGAGAAUGUGCUGGGAAGACGGCAAGUAAAGUGUUAUCCACAGCUGUGACGCUCCUAACCAAUGUUGAGAUGAAGCGGCAUUCCGUGGACUCGGAAACUCCUAAAGUACCACAUCAGAGACGGAUGCAGCCGCAGAAGGAACAACAGGUCAAAGAAAUAUCCCGCGCAGAAAAACAGAGAGCCGAACAAAUCUCCCGCUUAAUGGCUUCGAAAUAUUUGGAGCGAAUGGCACAUGACAAAUAUUUCUUAACGGCCUUGUGUAAGGACGAACGAUUGGUCUCCGCCAAUAAACAAGGAUCGCAAAAGCUGCAAGAAUUAGCCCAUAAAGCGCUCGCGGACGUAGAGAAACGACAAGCGGUGCUACGUGAACGCAGGCCACUUUACGCUGCUCGCGCAUUGGAAGCCGCGGCUCGGGCUCGGCUGUCACUAGCUCGUAAAGAGCAACUGACACACACGCAACUGCAGCACGCCACUGACGCACGCCGCCUCAUACAAACAGCUCAAUCAAUCUACGAAGAACGAGACACAGCCAAGUGCGUCGAACACGCCGAGUUCGGCAUGGAACAAAUAACAAGGAAACCAGCCAACUUACUCCCUGGAAAAGAUAAAUACUUACAAAAACUUCACGAUAUAGUUGCAAACGCUUUCCUAGACCAGAAACGUGUUCGGGAAAGUAUGAGCGAGUCGGACCGGGAACGAAGGGCAUUUAUUCUCCUGGGUAUGGCGGUGUCCAGGGAGCCGAGCCGAGACUCCGUGCUGCGCGUCAGACCACCCGCGCCUCCUCGAGACGCUAAAGUUCGUCUCCGGACGCUGGAACGUGCCUUGUCGAUGAGCACACGGGAGUCAGAACGGUGCUACUUGUUGCACGAACUAGCGCGCCUCAAUGUUGAUACUAAGCAAGCACUGAAAGCCCGGGUCUACGCCUCCAAAUGUCAAACCGAGGCACGAGCAUCUAAUCAACGCGUGUGGCUUCUGAAUGCCCUGUUCCUGCUGGCUCGCUGCCAUCUCCUGCAGAACAACCGGCCUGAAGCCCGAGCCGUGUUACUUGAAGCCGCCGGCCUCGCGCGCUCCAGUGGGUACCAUGAGGUCGCUGAAUUUUAUGAUACGUGCGUGAAUGUGUCGCUUGAAGGAGAAGUGAUUGCCUCCGAUGCUCCGCUUGAGAAACGAGAAAAGGAUUUGCUGAGCCUGAUGCAAGAUGAUGACUUACGCUCCGCGGCCAGACAUCUGUUCAAGAGGAUGUCUCUUAUACCUGCAUCGAGACGAUUCUCCGUAAUGCCGGGAGCACGGGUCGACGACAGCGCUCGUCACCUCACCAAUAGGCGAAUAUCUAUCAUGCCGAAGACGGCACAGCCAACGCAGAUCUCAAGGAAGUCAAACCAUCCUUUAGGAUUUCAGGAUUUCGAUAUUUGAACAAAGAUAGAAAACUCUUUCGUUAAUCCUUUCAUUUUAUUAAAAAAAAAUGUUGUUGAUUGAAAAAUAAUAACGCCUAAUCAUCACUUUCAAACAACGUAACUUCUACAUUUAAAAUUCAUUCUGUGAAUAAUCCUGGUAUUGUCCGUAAAUAAUAUAUUCAACAAAUUCAACGCUCAAUUGACGCAAAAGGUGUGUUAUGCGAACAAACGAAUGCAAACAUUAUAACAACAAAACAUAAUGUAUGAAAUAUAAAGAGGGUUGGAUCCAUUAAACAUUUGAAAAGAAAAGGGCACGAGAAUCUCCAUUUCGAAACUUUUACGUCCAUUAGAAUAUUAAUGAACCUCUCAUGAAUAAUAAGGUUCCAAUUUGUUUUUAAUUGUAUGUAACGCGUUUUAUUGCUAACAUUUAUAAAUGAAAAUAUUGUAUGAUUGUUUUGUAAAAUCUAUGUGCUUUAUACGAUUAUAUACUGGUAUUUUGAAUUUAAUAUUA